UUUAGUUCUGCUCGGUCCUCCGAGAAGCACGUCUUUCCUUGUUGAGCUUACUUUUCAACUAAUAUCAAGAUUUUUUUAAGAUGGCCUUCAGUGCGGACGAAUUCACGGUCUCCUGCAGUGAAACCGAAGGCAUGAGACUCUACGAGCUCCUGACGAAGGUAAUACAGAGAGAUGAAGACAAGAAGAUCCAGGUGCUUAGCAUCGGCCCCGCGAACGACAAGGAGGUCGUCUCAGUGCUCCUGCUGGGGGAGACGGGCGCCGGGAAGACUCGCCUGAUCAAUGCGCUUUUGAACAUCGUCUUCGGAGUCCAGUUGGCCGAUGACUUCCGGUUCGUGUUGAAGGACCAGAUGGAUCUCACCAGCAAGAGUCAGAUCCACAGCCAGACGGACUACAUAACAGCCUAUUUGAUUCAUCAUAUGGACGGAAUGCUGAUCAACAAUAACCUAAUGAUCAUAGACACGCCGGGGUUUGGUGAUACGAGAGGUGUUGAGUACCAGAAUCGCGUUAUGGAACGUUUGUCUUUUUUUUUGUUAAAUGAUUUUGGAAUUGAUAAUCUACAUUGCAUUGGACUGGUCGCCAAAGCUAAUCAGACCAGAAUUUCAAGAUCCCAGAUCAAUAUCCUGAAUGCUUUCUCCUCACUGUUAUCACAUGACGUCACUCCCAUAACAAAACUUUUGGCUACAUUUGCCUCUGACGAUAAUCACGUACACGAAGUCGUGAAAUCUGCUGGCAUUAACUUCAGUAGCGUCUAUGAGUUCGAUAACUGGCCUCUUUACAUAACACGCAAUAACACGGAUCGUAGGUCAAGCCUUAAUCACGAAUACAGAUGGGACAACAUGCAGGAGAAGAACUUACGAUUUCUGAGAGAGUUAAGUGCAGUGCCUCCCGUCAGCCUCAAAAGCACGCGGCAGCUCCAAGCAGAUCGAAGGCUUCUUGCAGAGACCAAAGCCAAGCUGAAGGAUGAAGUCAAACGCGAAGCUUCUCUGACACGAGCUCACGAUAAGCUGAAAACAGAAAUGAACAAGCUACUAGAGAAAGCAGAGAAGAUUAAGUGGAAAUACAAUGAAAAAUACGUUUCUUACGACAGGUGCGAAGUUGAGAGUGGUUUUCACACACACAACUGCAAGAUCUGCAAGAAGACCUGCGAGACUUGCAGGGACCCCUCAAACAUCAGGGCUGGGAUCGUGGGAACAACCACGGGUGUAGGAACCGGCGUAGCAACAGGGAUCUUCUCUGCCAUGAUAAGUGGAGUAGUAAUUGGGGCCGAAGUUGGCCUAUUUGGGGGUCCAGUAGGCGCGACUAUAGGGUCUUCGAUCGGUGCAGCAAGUGCUUUGACCUCUGGCCUUAUUGCAGGAAUCAGGAGUAGGAAAACGAAGUUUGAAUGUCCGCUUGCAUCUUCGGAUAGAACGUGUGAAAAAAACGGAUGCUCACAUAAGAUGUCAGAACAUGAAAUAGGGAGUUAUUCAAUAACCGAAUCUGAAAACUGGACUGAGAAGGUUAAUUUAUUGUUAAAAGCUAAAUAUGAUGAAUUGAUCAAUCAAAGUCGCAAAACAGAGAGUCUCAUGAAAGAAAAGGAGGAGCAGAUUCAUGGUUGUAGAGUCUCCUUAAAGAAGAAGGCGAUGAAGGUAGUAAACAACAUCAAAGCAAUAAGCGAGCUGAGUCUAGAAUCCGAUUCGCUUACUCAAGAGAAGUUCCUUGAGGAGACGAUUGCUGAAGUGAAGGAUCUGGAGGAAGUUAGGAUCCUGAGAACAAUCUUUUCGGAUGUGGCUUAACUGGACAGUAUCAUGGAAUAAGGCCUUUAUUUGCAAGACAUUUCAGGCCAACUGAAUUAAACUAGGAAGUAGCACUUAGUUGUUUUAAUUUCAAUAAAACAAGAAUGGGAACUGAUUGCAUUCUAGUUAUUGAUUAAACACUGCCUUCUAUUUUGAAAUGUAUUAGCGAAAACAAGUGGAAUCUUAAAAUAUGUUUAACAAAUGUAUUAAAUAUGAAGAAAGAAACCUGCUCUUAACUUUAGAAAAAUGUAUAGGUGAUUAGAUUUACAAAGCACUACAGCAAUAUAGCAUCUCAAGAGUAUUGAACCAGUAUUACAAAUUUCUUCUCGAGUGAUUGCUAUUUCAAUAAAUUUUAAACAUUCUUUCUAGGUCAUGGGAUAUUUUCUUGUUAAUUGGGUACUUAUUGUUAUGAUCGACUGUAUUUAGUCAAACAAUGUACAAGUGUAUUCAGUAGAAUAAAAAAAUGGUAUAUACA
Molecule: messenger RNA, 2247 nt
Organism: Penaeus vannamei (Pacific white shrimp)
Lineage: Eukaryota; Metazoa; Arthropoda; Malacostraca; Decapoda; Penaeidae
Source: RefSeq, a predicted model, not a curated record